This is a messenger RNA of Lutra lutra (Eurasian river otter), 572 nucleotides long. Its product is annotated as cytochrome c oxidase subunit 6B2. NCBI's taxonomy places the organism in Eukaryota, Metazoa, Chordata, Mammalia, Carnivora, Mustelidae. The transcript is spliced from 3 exons. Bases 180 to 446 code for a protein of 88 amino acids. The record is from RefSeq and is a predicted model, not a curated record. Gene Ontology annotation, cellular component: respiratory chain complex IV; mitochondrial crista; mitochondrion.
GACCGCCCCACACCACAGCUGACCCAGUGACACGCUGACAUCACUCUGGUGAGGGCAGGGCGGGUGGGCUCAGGGGCUGGCCUUCGGGUGGGGGCCAGCAGCGGGGUGUGGGUCGGAACGAGGGGCGCUCCCGAGCGCCACGGAGCCCCCUUCCCACGCAGGAGCUGCCGCCUCCGUGGAUGUUGGAUGUCGAUUCCCAGAAGCCCCCCAAGGGGAAAUGGUCGACACCGCCCUUCGACCCGCGCUUCCCUAACCAGAACCAGACCCGAAACUGCUACCAGAACUUCCUGGACUACCACCGCUGUGUCAAGAGAAUGAGCCGCCGCGGGAAGAGCACGCAGCCCUGCGAGUAUUACUUCCGCGUGUUCCGCUCGCUGUGCCCCAUGAGCUGGGUGCGGCGCUGGACCGAGCAGAUCCAGGACGGGACCUUCGCCGGCAAAAUCUGACGGCCUGAGAGCCGCUCCUCCGAACGAUCAGCGCACUGACCCCGCGUCCUGGCGUCUCCCGGAGCCCCGGCCCCGGCUGUACACUCCCCAGUCUCUAAACCACCAAUAAAGCUCUGUUGCUGCUGA